Molecule: messenger RNA, 1305 nt
Organism: Dalotia coriaria
Lineage: Eukaryota; Metazoa; Arthropoda; Insecta; Coleoptera; Staphylinidae
Gene: Ccm3
Product: programmed cell death protein 10 Ccm3
Exons: 5
Coding region: 245-877 (210 amino acids)
Biological process (GO): regulation of Golgi organization; positive regulation of MAP kinase activity
Cellular component (GO): FAR/SIP/STRIPAK complex
Molecular function (GO): protein kinase binding
Source: RefSeq, a predicted model, not a curated record
GAUUGUGUAGUUGUCAUCUGUUACGGUCUCUCAACUUUUGACGUUUGUGAUCUGUUCUCUACUGAUUUGCAUACACAUUCUCGUUGGUAUUGUGUUUCUUCCCAAUUUCUUCAGUUCUCUAGGAUGCAAUAAUCGUGGGACGUAACUGUUGCGACCUUUUGUAUCGUAUUUAGAAGACUUCAGUUUCCUAUUGAUUUUGUCUGGUUGGUAGUACCAUUAGUUGUUUAAUUAAAACGCUCGAAAUAUGACAAUGGGUGAUGAGACGCCAGUUACAACGCUAAUAUUGCCCGUUUUAAUACGCCCUAUAUUAUCACAGUUGGAGCGCAGAGAUGUGACUGCUUCACAAACACUGAGGGCAGCUCUUUCUAGGGCUGAAUCAAAUUAUCCAGGCCUUACAUAUGAUCUUGUUGUGGGUAUUCUUAGGCGUGGUGAUUUGAAUGUUAAUAUGAAUGAGAGCAUCUUGAGGUUACAAGGUGCCCUUACAGAUGCUGAUGUUGUGGAACAUCGAUUGAACCGUUCUGAAGACGCAUUCCAAGAAUUAAAUAGAAAAUCAGCAACACUCAAAAAGAUUUUAAGCCGGAUACCUGAUGAAAUAACAGAUCGUAAAACAUUUCUAGAAAUUAUUAAGGAAAUUGCAAGUGCCAUUAAAAAAUUGCUUGAUGCCGUGAAUGAAGUGAAUGGUUUCAUCCCCGGAUCAAGUGGCAAGCAAGCCCUAGAUCAAAGGAAAAGGGAUUUUGUAAAGUAUUCAAAAAGGUUCAGUAACACUUUGAAGGAAUACUUUAAAGAAGGACAAGCCAAUGCAGUAUUUGUGAGUGCUUUAUAUUUGAUACAUCAAACAAAUAUGAUCAUCUCAACGGUAAAGAAUAAAUGCGAGUAACACAGGAGCAAACUCCGUACUAUCCAAACUAAUAAUUAUAAUAUUAAAAAAUAUGUUAAAAAUUAACGCGACGGGUGAACUUGCGCCAUUAGCAGAAAGUAUUUUAACCAAUAUAUGCAUAUAGCAUGAAAUAUUUAAUAUUAACAAUAAUUAUUUAAUGUUAAGGUAUCAACAAAGUUGCCGGAGAAUGGCAUAGAUGUCAACAAUAUUUUGGAUGAAAAUGUUAUUGAGUGAUACAUGCAACAGGAAUAAGUAUUGUUUUGAGGCAUUUCUUUUUCUGUGACAAUCAGUAAAAGUUCUUAUUUAUGUAAUAAUGUUUCUGGGAAAAGGUAUAUAUUAUGUUCAUGUCGGUUUAAGUUGAAUUAUUUUUAAGAAAAUACUUUAGUUAUGUGUAUGCCAAACCUGUUGAUAAACUAUGAGAGAACUAA